Rhipicephalus microplus (southern cattle tick) is the source of this 564-nucleotide messenger RNA. RefSeq names its product huntingtin-interacting protein K. The record is from RefSeq and is a predicted model, not a curated record. Lineage: Eukaryota; Metazoa; Arthropoda; Arachnida; Ixodida; Ixodidae. Gene Ontology annotation, biological process: protein stabilization; negative regulation of apoptotic process.
CUAGGGAAUCCUGAAGAUCAACAUGGCAGCAUAGAGGCGUGCGCGAAAGCUACGCGUGCUGCUAAACCACAGGCUAAACCGUCGCGAAGCGAGGUUCCUUUUAGACCGUUGCUCCCGUCGCACUUACUUUGUCGAGCCGUCCGUUUGUUGACGGACUUUUACCAAAAGUGAGCAAGCAUGUCGGACGACACGGAGGAUGCCGGGGGCGACGAGCAGCAGAAGCCGCAGAAAAAAGUCGCCAAGCACGACAGCGGUGCCGCAGACCUCGAGAAAGUCACCGACUAUGCCGAAGACAAAGAAAUUCGAUCGCAGGACAUUAUGUGUGCUAUGUCCAUGAUUGGCGAUCGACACUCGAAAGAAACAGCAGAGAAGGCGGCACGGCAAAAGGAACUCUCCAAGGUGGUCAUCAAGAAGGAAGACGUGGAGCUCAUUAUGCAAGAAAUGGAGAUUCCUCGAUCCGUUGCAGAGCUCAAACUGCGGGAGCACCAAGGGAAUGUCGUUGAGGCCCUCAUAGAACUGACUAACUAAAUCUUGCGUGUGAUUAAACGUUGUGUGUCAUUUUAA